Molecule: messenger RNA, 855 nt
Organism: Mercenaria mercenaria
Lineage: Eukaryota; Metazoa; Mollusca; Bivalvia; Venerida; Veneridae
Exons: 4
Coding region: 423-809 (128 amino acids)
Biological process (GO): protein phosphorylation
Cellular component (GO): protein kinase CK2 complex; nucleus; cytosol
Molecular function (GO): ATP binding; protein serine/threonine kinase activity
Source: RefSeq, a predicted model, not a curated record
CGAUUAGCCUCGUUGUAAUUUCUGCGGAAAGUCGGCCAUUUUUGUGGUAAUUUUCGCAACGAUGUGAUUGAAGAAGUCGAGAAAAACCGGUGUAUUUCAUGUUGAAGGGCCGAAUACUUAGUCUAAUCAUUAGAACUGAAUCAUAAUCCAUGAAAUAAAUGUAAUAUUGAAUAGUUGAACUCAUAGAAUUGGUACAGUCACAUGGUCAAAGCGUCACUUUCAGCAGCCGGGGAAACAAAACAUGAGAGAUCUGAGCCACGAAAAACGUGUUCACUGUGGCUACACGAGGCUGUAACUUUUUCAUUAGAACAGUUCUAUCAAAGUCAAAUAGUUUUCUAUUUGACAAAACACACAAGAAGGCACAUUGUGAGGUCAUAAAGAGAUUCAGUUACAUUGUCAGAAAAUUCUGCACACACCGUCCUAUGAAAAUGCCAGCUCCCAGCAGAGCACGAGUUUAUGCGGAUGUGAACAAAAACAGACCAAGAGAAUAUUGGGACUAUGAGUCACAUGUUGUAGAAUGGGGGCAACAAGAUGACUACCAGAUAGUGAGGAAGCUUGGAAGAGGAAAGUACAGUGAGGUGUUUGAGGCAAUCAACGUUACAAAUAAUGAAAAAUGUGUCAUCAAAAUUCUCAAACCUGUGAAGAAGAAGAAGAUCAAAAGAGAGAUUAAAAUAUUAGAGAAUCUACGAGGUGGAACAAAUGUUAUAGCACUGCUAGCAAUAGUCAAAGACCCUGUGUCAAGAACACCAGCUUUAGUGUUUGAACAUAUAAACAACACAGAUUUUAAGGUAUGUUUGUCUUCUUGUUAAGUUUAAGUAGAAUUUAACCAGUCUUUCCCAGUUUCAAUAGUUUGAA